UCAGAGAGGAGGUUCUCCGGGUGUUCUGAGAGAACAGAGACCUCAGAGAACAUAGAGAACUCAGAGAACAGAGAGAAAACAGAGAACAGAGAGAACAUAGACAACUCAGAGAACAGAGAGAUCAUCCACCAGCUCUUCUCCUCUUUCUUCUCCUCCUCAUGGCAGGCUCCUCCACUCCGCCCACCGACCCUCUCCUCCACUCGGACCCGCCGUACAGCGCUCCAAAGCCGUCCGGCUCCUCGCGGCUCCCCGCAGCUCGACUCUCCGGAGCUUUCCUGAGCGGCGGAAUCCCGGUGAGCGGCGGCGGCGCGUCGCCGCAGACGGAGUGCCGGAUGGUGGAGGUCCACGGGCUGAAGGUGGCCUCGUUCACGGUGAACGGAGCCGAGCUGAUCUGCCUGCCGCAGGUGUUCGACCUCUUCCUGAAACACCUGGUCGGAGGGCUGCACACCGUCUACACCAAGCUGAAGCGGCUGGACAUCCGCCCGGUGGUCUGCACCGUGGAGCAGGUCCGCGUCCUGCGGGGGCUCGGAGCCAUCCAGCCCGGAGUGAACCGCUGCAAGCUCAUCUCCAGGACGGACUUCGAGACGCUGUACCGGGACUGCACGAACGCCAGCUCUCGACCAGGUCGGCCUCCCAAGAGGACUCUGGGCGUGGCCACCAUGAAGGAUGGCUCCAGGCUCCUCCCACAUAGCCUGCUAAGCCCCGCCCUGCUAUCUCAGACAGGUCUGACGGCAGCGAUGGCCGAGGCUCUGAAGCUCCAGAAGAUGAGGAUGAUGAUGGGUUUCCAUGGCAAUAGCGAUCAACAGCGUCAUCACAGCAGCGCUGACUCAGAGAACGACGACACGGGAGGAAGUGAAGGAUCAUGGGAGAAGGAGCACGUCCUCCUCUCUCCUCGUUCAUCGGUUGUAGCUCCGCCUCCUUCUCGCUCGGCGUCACUGCAUCUCAAUGCUCUGCAGCAGCAUAGCUCGCUAUUGGCCAACCGUCUGUCAGACCUUCCUUUUAUGGUGAUGCCACACCCCCUCCUCCCCAUGGGCCUGCCUCCAGCCAGCGUUGCCAUGGCAAUGAACCAUCUGACAAAUAUGGCUGCCGUGUCACAGGUCCAGACAGACGAGAGCAAGGAGUCACUGAUGGGAAGCCCCUCCCCCUGCCCCUCCCCCAGUGAUGAUGAACUCCACCGCCAGGAACCAACCAGCCAAUCACCUUCCCGAGCAUCUACAUCCUUCUCAUCAUCACCUCCUCCUCCAGCACACACACCAGAGCUGGCAGAUGCAGAAAGAGUGGCGCCAGAAAACAGUAAAGAAGCACCAAAAGAAAAAGAUGACAGCCUGUUGCCCCUCCCCCUCCUCAAACCGACCUAUGAGAAGCUGGCUCUCACCUCUCAGCCACUGUCAAUCAGCCACACAAACACCUUUGCUCCGUUCCUAUUGGCUGAGGGCCUGUCGUCCAUGGAGACGCUGCUGACCAACAUCCAGGGGCUCCUGAAGGUGGCGCUGGAGAGCGUUCGCUGUCAGGACCAGCAGAACCAGCUGGAGAGGAAGGAGCUGAAGCUGGAGCUGGACCAAGAACGAGAUGCAAGACAGGCGCUGCAGAGACACCUGAGCUCCGAGCUGCACAGCAGAGGUGAGACAGCGUCCAUCCAGAGGAGGCUGAAGAAGGAGAAGAAAGCGAAGAGGAAGCUGCAGGAGAUGUUGGACUUUGAGUCCAGAAGGAGGCAGCAGGUGGAGCGACUGAAGGACUCAGAUGCAGCAACUCCUGAAAGUGAACUGGAGAACAAACAGGAGAACAAACAGCAGAACGAGAACCGAGUGUUCAACAAAACUCCUCUGCUCUUCUGAGACACAGAAGAACACACCUGGACACACCUGCGGGACAGAUGAAACUAAUGGAGACACUAAAGGACUCAAAAAGUUAUAAACAAAAAAACAAAACACCUGUAAGGGGUGGAGCUCUGCUGAAGGGGUGGGGCUGUAAAAUUAAAGGCGGAGCUACAUCUGAGCUCUUUUCAUACACAUUGAUUCAGUGUUUCUUCACAGGAAAACUUUAGCAUUUGUUAGCUUGAUCUGAAGUUGUACUGUUACUACAUACAGUACUACUGUUACUACAAACAUUACUACUGUUACUACGUACAGUACUACUGUUACUACAUACAGUACUACUGAUACUACACAGAAUACUCCUGGUACUACAUACAAUACUACUAUUACUACAAACAUUAUUACUGUUACUGCAUACAGCAGUACUGUUACUACAAACAUUACUACUGAUACCACACAGGAUGCUCUUGCUACUACAUGCAGUACUGUUUCUGAUGACAGUUUUCUGAUUUGUUGUUUUUAUUUACUCAAACUGUGACGUUGUUGUUAUUUUUGUUGUUGUUGACUUUGUGUGUAAAUGUAAACACUGAGCUACAACCUGAUCAUUAUGAUUGAUCCGUUAGUCUGUAUCAGGAACCCGGUUCUCCUCAGAACCAGAACUUUAGAAGUCUGUGAGCUGAUCAUUGAUUUUCUCUAGAAAAGUUUCUGAUCAGAUCGAUGGAUCACAUGUCUGCCUCCUGCAGCCUGACUGGCCGAUUGAUGGAUGAGUCGGAUCUCUGAUAGGUCGAGUUAAAGUUGAGUCAUGUGAGUUCCAUCCUCUGAUUGGCUCCUGUGACAGAUGACUUUGAUCAGCUCUGAGAAGUUAUUGAUUUGUAAGACUUUUAAACACAAUAAACUGAUCAAUAAAACAUAUAAUCAAUA
Amphiprion ocellaris (clown anemonefish) is the source of this 2735-nucleotide messenger RNA. RefSeq names its product dachshund homolog 2-like. The record is from RefSeq and is a predicted model, not a curated record. The transcript is spliced from 12 exons. NCBI's taxonomy places the organism in Eukaryota, Metazoa, Chordata, Actinopteri, Pomacentridae. Bases 159 to 1835 code for a protein of 558 amino acids.